Messenger RNA from Fonsecaea multimorphosa CBS 102226, 765 nucleotides. RefSeq lists its product as uncharacterized. Gene Ontology annotation, molecular function: oxidoreductase activity. The record is from RefSeq and is a predicted model, not a curated record. The coding region runs from base 1 to 765 and encodes 254 amino acids. The transcript is spliced from 2 exons. NCBI's taxonomy places the organism in Eukaryota, Fungi, Ascomycota, Eurotiomycetes, Chaetothyriales, Herpotrichiellaceae.
AUGAGCUCCCUGGAAGGAUACAAUAUAGCCAUCACAGGUGGCGGAUCUGGUAUCGGCCUAGCCACCACAGUUGAGCUCUGCAGUCACGGGGCGACAGUCUGGAUCGCCGAGUUAAUACAGGACGUUCCAGAAAAGCUCAAGACUUUGGUCGAAACAGGAAAGGUAUUGUUUCACGGAGGCAUCGACGUUGCCAACCGGGAAGCCUGUGUCAAGUUCUUGGACGAAGUGGUGGAGAAAGCCGGGCGUCUCGACAGCCUAAUCAAUAAUGCUGGGAUAGGCCCCGCCGAAGGGCCUAUUGCGUCCGACGAGACGUUCGACAAGAUCGUGGAUGUUAAUCUGCGUGGCACGUGGAACUAUGGUACGCAGGCGCUGCGGAUCAUGGAAAAACAGGAUCCAAAGGGGCAGUGGGGGACCAGGGGCACCAUCGUCAACGUCGCGAGCAUGUCCGGGCUGCUCGGCUGGAACAAUCUGGCUGUCUACACGGCAACAAAACAUGCGUCUGUCGGGCUGGUCAAGGCAUGGAGCAAAGAUUUUGCCCCUCUUGGUAUAAGAAUCAAUGCUGUGGCACCUUCGGUGACCGAGACAGAAGGCGUCAAAAUCUGGUUUGCCCAGAGGAAAAAGGACUUCAAUGAAGACAUGAAACCUCCUCCGGCAGGCCGCUUUGCACAGCCCUCAGAAAUCGCCAAGGUGAUUGCGUUUCUUCUGGGCGAGGACUCCAGCUACAUAAAUGGACAGACAAUUCCCAUCAACGGCGGCGCUGUAUGA